UGCAUUGCUAUUAAAAAUAGAACACAACAACCUUUUAUUUGUACUAUCGUACAACUUUGAAUAGAAUCACAAAAACAAAACUUGUAUGUAACUGCACAUCAAUCUCAAUUCCUCAUUGAUUUUUGCUGCAAAGGAAGAAGCUUGGUCGGUGCUACAGUUCAAAUCAUAUAUAGAGUUUCAGUUAUUGUCUAAGAAUGUUUCAGAAAUCGGAUUAAAAUGAACACAAAGUUUAAAAAAGAGAAGCUACCGACAUUUACUGCUGGAACAUUUAGUUCAAUCAGAAAGGUUUGAAGGUUUUGUGUCUGAAAAAACAUUAUAUUCAAAGAAGCAAAUACUUUUCGAUGCAAACAUCUCUUAAACACGAAAUGUCGUAUGAAUCCGACAUGUUCAGCGUUGAGCCGAUUCAAAAUCUAGACUCAUAUUGCUUUCUACCAAAUGAGAAUCUCGAAAACUACUCGUCCUCUGAUAACGGUAGCCAUUUAACCUACCCUUCAUUUCAAGCUUUAGACCAAUAUUCCGCCCUUGGAUCUUCUAACAACAGUCCAGUCUCAAAACUACAGUCAAAAUCUUCCACGUUCACGUCGCAAGAUUCUCUUGAAAUUAUCAACAAUUCGUUAGAGAACGAAUCGUCUUUGACACACAACCAAGAUGACUUGUGGCACAAGAUAAGAGAGCUUGAAAAUGCUAUGCUCGGACACGAUGCAGCCGACAUAUAUAACGAUACUGAUAUGAUUCAAGAAGAAUCGGAUCCACUUAUGUUAGAGGCGGAAAAGUGGAACAAAAUGAUGAAGAUGAUAUCGAGAGGCGAUUUGAAAGAAGCGCUUUUUACUUGUGCAAAAGCGGUAUCAGAAAAUGAUAUAGAAACAACUGAAUGGCUAAUGGCAGAGUUGUCGAAAAUGGUCUCGGUUUCGGGAAGUCCGAUCCAAAGGAUAGGAGCAUACAUGUUGGAAGCUCUUGUUGCAAGAAUCGCUUCUUCGGGAAGCAUAAUUUACAAAUCCUUGAAAUGUAAAGAACCUACCAUUGCUACUAGUAAUGAACUCCUUUCACACAUGCAUGUGCUUUAUGAAAUCUGUCCCUACCUCAAAUUCGGAUACAUGUCCGCAAACGGAGUCAUUGCCGAAGCAUUGAAGGAUGAAAGUGAAGUUCAUAUAAUUGAUUUUCAGAUUAAUCAGGGAGUUCAGUGGAUAAGUCUAAUCCAAGCUCUUGCUGGAAAACCAGGAGGACCGCCGAAGAUCAGAAUAACCGGUUUCGAUGAUUCGACUUCAGCUUAUGCGAGAGGAGGAGGACUUGAUAUUGUUGGACAAAGGUUGUCGAAACUCGCACAAUCAUAUAAUGUAGCAUUUGAGUUCCAUGCUGUAAAGGCUAAUCCUACCGAGGUAAAACUCGAAGACCUUGAACUUCGUCGCGGUGAAGCUAUUGCGGUGAAUUUCGCCAUGACGCUACACCAUGUGCCGGACGAAAACGUACACGGAGGUCAGAAUCAUCGCGGCCGGUUGGUGAGAUUGGUGAAGAGCUUGUCUCCAAAGGUAGUGACUCUUGUUGAACAAGAAUCAAACACCAACGAGCUUCCGUUCUUCGCACGUUUCGUCGAGACAAUGAACUACUACUUGGCAGUUUUCGAAUCAAUCGACGUCGCUUUGCCGAGGGAACACAGAGAACGGAUUAACGUGGAACAGCAUUGUUUGGCUCGCGAAGUUGUGAAUUUAAUCGCGUGCGAAGGCGCGGAAAGGGUAGAACGUCACGAUCCUCUGGAGAAGUGGAAAUCGUGUUUCACAAUGGCUGGAUUCACACCAUAUCCAUUGAGUCCUUAUAUUAAUGGUUCAAUAAAGAAUCUUCUAGAAAGUUAUCAAGGACAGUACACUCUUGAAGAGAAUGAUGGUGCUCUUUAUCUUGGUUGGAUGAAUCGGGCUCUUAUUACUUCUAGUGCUUGGAGGUGAUACUUCAAUGAAAUCUAGUUCAUUUUGCUACAUCAAACUCUAUAUAUGUAUAAUCCUUAAGUUCUUUUCUAGAAUAACUUAUUUUAGUUUA
This is a messenger RNA of Vicia villosa (hairy vetch), 2028 nucleotides long. RefSeq names its product scarecrow-like protein 21. Gene Ontology annotation, molecular function: DNA-binding transcription factor activity; sequence-specific DNA binding. The transcript has 2 exons. Gene Ontology annotation, biological process: regulation of DNA-templated transcription. The coding region runs from base 342 to 1937 and encodes 531 amino acids. The record is from RefSeq and is a predicted model, not a curated record. Gene Ontology annotation, cellular component: nucleus. NCBI's taxonomy places the organism in Eukaryota, Viridiplantae, Streptophyta, Magnoliopsida, Fabales, Fabaceae.